UCGUCGCCAGCCGACCUCUACUAUCGGCGCGUGUCGGAGCGCGAAGUCGAGUCGACGCCCCGACUGGAUGUGCUUUGCGCGUUAUUCGACGAGGAGCUUAUCCAGCGGGCAGCACGAAUCCGGACACCACAGUCGGAGCCCGAACGGCCCAAGGGUCUAUCGCCCAAGCGCUGUCACUCUUCGAAGCGCAAAAACAAAAAAUGCACCCAAAAAUCUGAUAAACACUCUUCGUCUUCGUCGGAAGCAUCAGACACAUCGGGAUCGUCGGACGAGAACGAGUGCAACAUGGCUGCGCUGGAAGCGAAGAUCAAGCACCCGCAGCGCCUGCACGCCGACUUGUGGCAUAACGAGCCCGGUGAGAUGAACGAUGGACCACUGUGCCGCUGUUCGGCAUGUUUACAGCGAACCGGAAUCCUGCAUGGAAAGUACCCGGGUGAGGCAGGGUUUUCGCAGUGCGCGCAACAAUCAAAUAACGCGAGCAAACUGCACCACUACCGCAUUACGAUCUCACCACCGACCAACUUUCUCACCAAAACACCCACGAUCAUCAAGCAUGACCAGCACGAGUUCCUGUUCGAAGGGUUUUCGCUGCUGGCGCACGAGCCCAUCGGCGAGCUGCCUACCUGUAAGGUGAUUCGUUUCAACAUCGAGUACACCAUCCUCUACCUAGAAGAACCGAUGCCGGAGAACUUUACUAUUCGCGAGCUCGAUCUGUUCGAGCGGUUUCUGUUCCGUGAGCUCCUCGAGCUGGUCGAUUUUAGUGUGCAGCCGUCUGGGCCGAAAGUCGCGGAUAGCUCCUGCCCUUGUUAUCACUUUUUGCCGCGCUUCGUGCGCGAUCUGCCCGACAACGGCAAGGAAGUGCUGGCAAUGGCUCAGGUGCUAGGAUACUUGCUCGACAACUCUGGCCCACUGGUCCAGCCGGAAUUGCUCGGUGAGAUGAUGACGAUGGGGCAGGGCGAAUGGCAAGACUAUGUUGACUGCCUGAAGGGCAUGGUGGUGACGAACCCGGGCAUGAAACCGUGCUCCGUCCGCGUGGACCAGCUCGAUCGUAACAUCAGCGAUGUGCCGGAGGCAGCAAUCGCUCUCGACGCUAAUGGGUUUGUGCACCCGGUGAUCGUCCACUUCGGAAUACGCCCGUUUGAUGACAAACGUAAGUUGGAGGAGAAUGAAAACCGGAAGCGUUACAGUACGAUCGUGGUGAGCGCUCGCUCCUUUCACCGGACGGGUAUCAUGUGCGAUAUGGUGCAGCAUGCAAUGCUGAUACCGGUGCUAACCGGCCACCUGCGCUUCCACCGAGCGCUCGAUGUGCUGGAACGGGUCAUCGAUUACAAGUUUACGAACCGUUAUACGCUCCAGCUCGCCCUUACGCACCCGUCGUACAAGGAUAAUUUUGGCACCAACCCGGACCACGCGCGUAACAGCCUUACGAACUGCGGUAUCCGCCAGCCGGAGUAUGGUAACCGUAACAUCCACUAUAUGAACACUCGCAAGCGCGGCAUCAACACACUGAUCAGCAUAAUGUCGCGUUUCCGCAAGGAGUGUAAAACCGAUAGCAACAUUACCCAUAACGAACGGCUUGCGUUUCUUGGCGACGCGGUGGUCGGCUUCAUUACCUCGAUCCAUCUGUUUCACUUGUUUCCCACUCGGGCAGAAGGUGGACUGGCGACCGACCGUGCAGCGCUUGUACAGAAACAGCAUCUGGCGGUAUUGGCCAAGAAGCUCCAAUUGGAGGAGUUUAUGUUGCACGGGCAUGGGUCCAACUUGCGCAAGAAGCUCCAGCUAGACCAUGCGCUUGCCAACUGCUUCGAGGCGCUGAUGGGUGCUCUGUUGCUCGACGGUGGCAUUGAAGUGGCUGACCGUGUAUUCGCUUACGCCCUGUACGGAAAAAACAAACCGAUCCUGCACCGCGUCUGGGUAAACUAUCCUCCCCAUCCGCUGCAGGAGCAGGAACCGGAUGGCGACCGGCAUCACAUUAAGUCGUUUGAGAUGCUUAAAAUGCUGACGCGCUUCGAAAAGUCCAUUGGCGUGAAAUUCAAACACAUCCGGCUGCUGGCGCGCGCUUUCACCGAUGAGUCCAUGGGAUUCACCAAUCUGACGCUUGGCUCGAACCAGCGGCUUGAGUUUUUCGGCGACACGGUUCUGCAGCUGAUAUGCUCCGAGUAUCUUUACCGACACUAUCCCGAGUAUCGCCAGACCCCCUUGUCGAAGCUGCGAAGCUGUCUGGUUAAAAAUCGCACGCUAGCUAUCGUGUGCGACGACUUGGGCUUGACGCAGUACGCGGCAUAUUCGCCCAGGAAGGUGGAAGCUGGACUCAAAACAAAGGAUCGGGCGGAUCUGUUCGAGGCGUUCCUGGGAGCGAUGUACAUUGACCGCGGGCUGAAGGACUGCGAAGUAGUCUGUCAGGUGUAUCUGUUCUCGCGGCUGCAGGACUUUCUUGGGAACGAAGACUGGAGCAAGAACCCGAAGGAUGAGUUGCAACAGUGCUGCCUCAAGCUGCGCACGAUGAAGGGAGGCAAUGCGGACUUACCGGUGUACGAGUUAAUCGAGAGUACCGUAACAAACAGAAUAUCCGUCCAUUCGGUGGCGGUAUCUUUUCGCGGCACGCGGCUGGCUUGCGGAGCUGGUUCUAGCAUUAAAAAUGCACAAAAGAAAGCCGCGCAAGAGGCGCUUGACAAUUGGAAGAAUCUGUUGCCGCAGUUAAAUGUGCCUCAAUCAAGCCGUUCGACAG
Anopheles cruzii is the source of this 2728-nucleotide messenger RNA. RefSeq names its product ribonuclease 3-like. Lineage: Eukaryota; Metazoa; Arthropoda; Insecta; Diptera; Culicidae. Gene Ontology annotation, biological process: regulation of gene expression; primary miRNA processing; rRNA processing. The record is from RefSeq and is a predicted model, not a curated record. Gene Ontology annotation, cellular component: nucleus. Gene Ontology annotation, molecular function: ribonuclease III activity; double-stranded RNA binding. The annotation marks the transcript as partial. The transcript has 2 exons.